UCGCACUCCAGCAAGCCUACGGAUGGCUAGUUGGAUGCUAAAUUUUUCGGCUUCGCACAGUGGUUGGAGCUGCCGCCCGGAUGUGGGCCUCUCUUUCAAAGUCACGCACCUACCUUCAGUGAGGGUCCAAGUUUGCAAUGCCCCUGAUGAACCACUGCGACCAUGUAAGAACCGACGCUACCUACAGUGGCAGGUGUACAACUCCGUAGCCAUGACAACUUCCUGUUCAAAGUGCGUAUUGCACUGUACAUAUGUCCAUCCAUACGCAGUUGACAUCUUACAAUCCUGAAUCCAUCUAGUCUCCAAUCAUCACAUGUCCUCCACUAGCAAUGUCGGCGACUACUCACACGCAUACCUCCUGAAUCCAUCCCGCAAUCGCGCCAAACAAACCCCUAUCGACGCGAAGGGGGUGACGCCGUCAACCCCUCAGACAUCAUCACCACUGCCACCACCGUUGCCCAUGACACACACUCACAUGUCCUUGUUUACGCACGUUUUCAUUGAUAUGGAUCCAUCAUUCGUUUCGCAAGGCCAUUCGCUCCUGCGACGGACUAUUCUCGCUAACCGACCGAUGUACUUUCCCGGCACCAUGCCCAAACCAUGCCCAUAA
Molecule: messenger RNA, 610 nt
Organism: Periconia digitata
Lineage: Eukaryota; Fungi; Ascomycota; Dothideomycetes; Pleosporales; Periconiaceae
Source: the annotation of a GenBank genome assembly